Molecule: messenger RNA, 315 nt
Organism: Ichthyophthirius multifiliis
Lineage: Eukaryota; Ciliophora; Oligohymenophorea; Hymenostomatida
Exons: 1
Source: RefSeq, a predicted model, not a curated record
AUGAGUAAAAACAGCAAAAAUACAAAUAACGAAAACCUUGAAGAAAUAUCUCCCCAUUUCGACGAAGUAUCUGACAAAGGCCUAUCUUUCCUUAGUGAAGAAUUAAACAAUAAAAAAGAUUAAAAUUAAUAAAAAAAAAAGCCUGAUCCAAACUACGAUGACCAACAAUAUUAAAGUAAACCAAAAAAGAAAAUAAUAAAUAAAAUAAAAAUAUAGACAAUGAUGAUGAUUUAGAUGAAAAUUAAGACGAAAAUCAAGAAGAAGAUGAAGAAUUUGAUUCUUAAGAAGAUUCCGACCACCAAAACAUAACUAUGA